This is a messenger RNA of Ahaetulla prasina, 4118 nucleotides long. It is a transcript of the gene HOXB9, whose product is annotated as homeobox B9. The record is from RefSeq and is a predicted model, not a curated record. The transcript is spliced from 2 exons. Gene Ontology annotation, molecular function: DNA-binding transcription factor activity, RNA polymerase II-specific; RNA polymerase II cis-regulatory region sequence-specific DNA binding. The coding region runs from base 272 to 1021 and encodes 249 amino acids. Gene Ontology annotation, cellular component: nucleus. NCBI's taxonomy places the organism in Eukaryota, Metazoa, Chordata, Lepidosauria, Squamata, Colubridae. Gene Ontology annotation, biological process: anterior/posterior pattern specification; DNA-templated transcription; embryonic skeletal system morphogenesis.
CCGGCAGUCCCGACUGUACUUUUUCUUGGCUGGGAAGUUGAUGCUGGAGGAGGAAAGGGGGUUAAGCGAGAGUGUCGCCUGGUUUGGUGUUUUGUUUUGUUUUGUGUUUUUUUUUUCUCCCAACCAGCUCCCCCCUCCCCUCCCCAUAUACUCUAAUAUCUGUACAGCAGCUUAACUAGAGAUCUACUCCUUAUUUUUUUAUUGCUUGUUCGCUCGCUCGCUGGUUUGCUUUCCCCUUCAUUGAACCGUGGUGCUCGUAGGAUGUCCAAGAAUGUCAAUUUCUGGAACUCUUAGCAAUUACUAUGUCGACUCCAUUAUAAGCCAUGACAACGAAGACUCUCCCGCCGCUAAAUUCUCUUCCGGGCAGUACUCAAACUCCAGGCAAACUACCCACACUGAACACCUCGAGUUCCCCUCUUGUAGUUUCCAGCCCAAAUCCUCCGUUUUCAGCGCUUCCUGGACGCCUCUGCCGCCACACACUGCUGCUACCCUUCCUUCGGUCUACCAUCCCUACCUCCAGCAUCAAAACAUCCCUACCUCAGAAAGCAGGUAUCUACGAAGCUGGCUGGACCCAGUGCCCAGAACAGAAAACAUAGCAGCCGGGCAGGGACCAGUUAAAACAGAACCGCUGCUGGGACACCCCGGGGAGAUCCGUAAACAGGGGACACAGGAGUACCACUUAGACCCUUCUGCUGGAAGGGAAGGGAUCGCUUCCAGUCAAAGGCCCAGCUUCGAGGACAAUAAAGUUUGUGAAGGAAGCGAGGACAAAAGCAGGCCAGAUCAAAGUAAUCCAGCAGCCAACUGGUUACAUGCUCGUUCCUCCAGGAAGAAAAGAUGCCCCUAUACAAAGUACCAGACCCUGGAACUGGAGAAAGAAUUUCUGUUCAACAUGUACCUCACCAGGGACCGUAGACAUGAAGUGGCCAGGCUUCUGAACCUGAGUGAAAGACAAGUCAAAAUCUGGUUUCAGAAUCGCAGGAUGAAAAUGAAGAAAAUGAAUAAGGAACAGGGAAAAGAGUGAAACCUCCUCCUCCUCCUCCUCCUCCUCCUCCUCCUCCUCCUCCUCCUCCUCCUCCUCCUCCUCCUCCUCCUCCUCCUUCUUCCCCCUUUCUCUGUUCUACCCUAAUUUUCAUCCCUCCUAAACUUAGAUGGUUUUUGAUGGCCAAUGACUUCCUUCUCAGCUGUGUUUGAGGUGACUUCAGAAGCAAGCAAGCUAGAAAGAGGCCUCCUUUUGGGUGGCAGGCAAAGGAUUCAGAAGACUACACAUGCUUGUUUUCAUUUGAUAUCCUCCCCACUUUUAAAAUAUAUUUACUGACCACUUCAACAAGGAACAGUAAGGAGGGUGGGGGUGGGGGAAUGCUAUGCACAGAAAGGUAAUUGUUGACAGGCAAUACUCUGUAAGCAUAGCUACUUCCUUUUGUUUGUUAGACCUUCCCAAACUUGAAGUGUUCCAAACAGUGUGAGCUUCAAAUCCCCUCUCCCUUGCCAGAAUAAAUGAGAAUGGGGAGAGUUGUAAUUCAAGGCAUUAGAAAGGCAGUCAUUGCAGGAGGGUUGCUUUGAAUGCUAUUGAUUAAGCCAAGAAUAGGAAAGGAAAAGAAGGCUGACCUUAAACCUGCCAUCAGCUAAGGGCAUGUCCUCCCCCACCCAUCCCAGGCUGGAACUGGAUUGAUCCAGAAUCAACAACUGUACUGAUGCCCAAGUGAACCCCAAUUCAACCUCCAUACCACAUUCUUUUUCUUAAGGCAGAUAAGAUCUCUCCCCUCUAUUCAUAGAGUACAAGGAAGAAAACUCCAGGAAAACCAUUUAUGAACCAUGAACUUUUUGAGGGCUUGCAUUCAGAAGGCAUGUCCUUUCCUCCCUUAGCCUGUUGGAUGAGCAGCUUUUAGAAAGAAAAACAAAAAAUAGGUUAAUCAGAACAUUGCCCCAAGCAAUGCCCAAAGCAAACUUUCACCAGCAUCUGGGGGAAAACCACAUUCCCUAAUUUGCUUAUUCCUUUCCUUCUCUUUAUUUGGUGUUGGAUAACUUUCCAGUUUGCUCACAUUUCUCCACUAAGACAUUUUUAAGGAGAUAAGGAGGGUCAGAGAGCAAAAGCCUUUUGAGCUGCAUGUGAAGCUAGAUACCUAAAUUUGUAAAAGCAGGGGACUCUUUGCUUUUGGUAACUAUAAUUUACUAAAGAAAAGAGUUACAGGUAUCCAGAAGAGCACUCAAGUACCAAGUAGAGGAUCUCUGAGUCAACCCUCACUUAUCCAGUUUCACAGAGAAGUUUUAAUACUUGAAUGUUGUAGGAUCCACCUCUUUUCCUUGUCUUGGAGGAUAUAACCACAUUUCACAUUUAUUCCAAGGCAAACACAGAGUGACCCAAAAGGAUAGUUGAUUGCUUUUAAGAUAGAAAUUGCUUUCUUUGAUUUUAAAUACUUUUUAAUAUCUCCUUUGUUUACAAACAGAAAAACAGUCCCAUUAGAUAAAAAGGGGGUUCCAUGUCUUUGGUAGCCCCAUUCUUCACUUUUAAAUAAUCAGACUUGGGAUUUUGUUUCUUUUAAGAUUAUUGAAGUGCAACCCCACCUUUUGGAGAGCUUGGAUGGAGGGAGUUCAGGGAGGGGGGUUAGGUAAGUUACUUUAGUGCAAGGCGCUUAUAUGGUGUGGGAGGGCUGUCGUUUCUGUAGGGAGAACUGUUCGUGAAUGUGCUCUUGUGAAGCUUCCUCUUGUUUUCUGUGGCUUAUAAGAAUGUAAAAUGGGGCUUAAGCCAUUUUAAGCUUUUAAACAGUUGCAGAACCAGACAAGACUCUACAUUUCUAAACUGAUUUCCACUGCUAUUAUGCACUCCCACUUUUUAAAUAUAACCCCAUUCUAAGGUGAGAAAUUUUCAUAACAUAAUAGGGGAGAGGAAGGGGGGGAAAGGGGGAAAUACUUGCCUAAAUGUAAGGCUCUUUCUCUUUGUAGACAGGAGUCCCAGAAGAAAAAUCUAAUUUCAUAGAGUGAUGUACAGAAUUUUUCUACCAUUGUUUUUGUCUGCCGUCAUUUUUUCAAAAUUUGAUAGGCAGAUUUUAACUUUACAUUUCAAAUAGCAUUGCCUGGUUUGAAGGAUUUUCUGAAAUGGCAAGCAAAUAAAUCUUUUACUCCAGCACGUUUUUUAAUAAUAUUUUAACAGGUUUUUGAAAAAUUGCUUCCUGGGGAAGGGAUGGGGUGGGGAAACAAAAACUUGAAAUGCCCACAUCCUAGACAAGUUGUCUUGGAUCAGGAGAGAAGGAUUGCUGGGCAAAUCCUCUACAAAGCAAACAAAUUGUUGCCGUGGGAGAAAAAUAUAGGACAUAACCUAGGCUUAAAUUCUGCUAGCUUCAUACAGUUUUCAAAACCAAUUUUAUAUUGAGUUUUAAAGAAAAAAGUCGGAGCUUCUGCGUUUAUUUGUUUAAUUUCUCCUAAUAAAAAGAAAGCUGGAAGUAUUGUUUGGUUUUUAGAUAGCACUGCCAGCAUUAGAGCGUAUUGCACCAGCUAGGAUAUGGGAGAAUUUGGAGUGGUUUGGUGGUUUAUCCAUGGCAUUUAUUUGCCUCCAAAAGCUGACCACACACCCCGAGCAUUGCAGAAAAACUGCUCUGAAAUUCUCUCCAGAUUAAUACAAACAUUUUGUAAAGAAAAACAUUUUCCACACAUGUUAUUAGCAUAUUAACUGAUUUUAGACAUAGACACGUUCCUAGACCUUAUUAGUGAAGACAAGAGAUGUUUUUGAAAGCUGCAUUUUUGGUAAUGCAUGGAUUAAUAAGAGAAACUAGUUGAUUUCAUUAGAAAAAAGUCUCUCUGUAGAGGAAAAAUGUUGAAAAAAUAUUGUUUCUUCAGUUCUAUAAGGUCAAAAUGUAUUUUCUACAGUUGUUUAAUCCACAGAAUAAAAAUCGAUUUAAAGGGGACCUUGACCUAUAUCUCAUUGUGUUAUACUUCUUCUAAAACUGCAGAAAUAUUUGCACUUGUGUUUGUUUUUCUUUAGUGGUUCUUUAGCGUGUAUUAUAAAGAUAUUUUAGGUUUGAUUUGGUUUGUUGGAGAGUCUCUCCUUUGUCCUUAGAAAAAACUCAUUCUCUGUGUAUUUUUAUUUCUUUCCCUGUGAAGUCGGCUCCAUCUCUGAAUCUCUU